AUGUGUCCUGUGAACGACAGUUACUUUGAGGAUGCGGAGGACGUGUCCAGGGAUGAGAGUUUGGCCAGGCUGGAGAUCGCUCUGCUCAGCGUGGUCUUCCUCAGUGCCGCCAUCCUCAACGGCUCCCUGCUGCUCGUCCUCUGGAGACAGCGCAAACAGAUGUCCAGGAUGCGCGUCUUCGUCUUCCACCUGUGCCUGGCGGAUCUGGUGGUCGCUUUCUUCCAGGUUUGCCCGCAGCUCAUGUGGGACAUCACAGACAGAUUCGUGGGACCGGACCUGGUGUGCCGCCUGGUGAAGUACCUGCAAGUCCUCGGCAUGUUUUCAUCCACCUAUAUGAUCGUGGUGAUGACGGUGGACAGAUACCAAGCUGUCUGCAACCCGAUGGUGAAGUUUCAGAGGGCACGCACGAGACUCAACAUCCCCGUGUGCGUCGCGUGGGGGAUUUCUCUGCUGGGCAGCCUGCCACAGGUUUUCAUCUUCUCACAGGUGGAGGUUGCACCCGGUGUGUUUGACUGCUGGGCUAAAUUUAUAAAGCCGUGGGGGCUGCAGACUUACAUCACCUGGACCACGCUGGUCAUUUUUAUCGUACCUGUUAUAACCGUUGUUUUUUGUCAAGUGCGCAUCUGCCGAGCCAUCCAGAUCAACCUGCACCAAAAGACUAAGCAGCACAGCAACGUGGAUGUCCCUCUGCCGUCCAGGGCCAGCGGGGUGGCCGGCAUGUCCAAGGCCAGGGUGAAGACACUGAAGAUGACGGUGGUGAUCGUGAUGGCUUAUAUUAUUUGCUGGGCUCCCUUCUUCACUGUCCAGCUUUGGUCCGCCUGGGACACAAAUGCGCCGAAAGAAACUGCAACCUUCACCAUCCUGAUGUUGCUGGCCAGUCUGAACAGCUGCGCGAAUCCCUGCAUCUACCUUCUGUUCAGCAGCCAGUUUCCCAAGAGGCUGAUGACUUUCCUGUGCCAGCGGCAGUCCGAGGGGAAAGAGUCAAUGCACGAUGAGGCAACGCUGGUCAGCACGCUGUACAUGAGCUUUAAAAAUGUCUCCGAGUCCAAAUGA
Messenger RNA from Plectropomus leopardus (leopard coralgrouper), 1053 nucleotides. Its product is annotated as vasopressin V2 receptor-like. The record is from RefSeq and is a predicted model, not a curated record. Gene Ontology annotation, cellular component: plasma membrane. Gene Ontology annotation, biological process: regulation of systemic arterial blood pressure by vasopressin; G protein-coupled receptor signaling pathway; cellular response to hormone stimulus. Gene Ontology annotation, molecular function: peptide binding; vasopressin receptor activity. Lineage: Eukaryota; Metazoa; Chordata; Actinopteri; Perciformes; Serranidae.